AUGGUUUACACGAGCAACAAAUCGCUAUUUGCCAUAGCUGAUGCUGUGGAAUUCCCAGCCGCUAACCUUCCAACGAUGCCGACCAGGGCCAACAAAUAUCAGAUUUUCAUGGCAACUAGCAAUGAAGCACCCUACACGGUGGAACGCCCGGAGAGGAUGGCAGACAUCAACUUGCUUAGGACGUUUUCCAGUCAUGCUGAUAUUCCACAUUCGUUCAUGCAGCCUGGCGAGUGCUUCUGUGCACGAUUCCUGAAGCCCCUGCAGGUGGGGUUUGCACAGCGGAAGUCCGUACCUGUGUCGGCGCUGGUCAGCAAUUGUGCAUCGCAUGGAAAGCGCCAGGCAGUAUUGAAAUAUCUCAUGGCGAAUAUAGAAGUGCAUAGCAUGGGGUCGUGUCUACAUAAUUUCAAGUCAAAUGUCAGCGAUCCUCAGCUGUAUCUGCAGCAGUAUCUAUUCAACUUUGCUGUGGAGAACGCCAUAUGCCUGAACUACAUCACGGAGAAGUUUCAACGUCCACUUAUUCUAGGAACCGUUCCCCUCGUGGUCUCCCAAUCUGGUCUACCCGACUAUGACCGAGUGGCUCCCAACAGAGAAUCGUACGUUGACCUUGCUGCCUUUCCCAGCUUGCUGGAUGCAGUCAGUUACAUCAAGAACGCAUCUCAGUCUGAAUCACUGUACUUGCUGCACCACACGUACCGUGGUCAGCCAAUGAACAGUGAGAAACUGACCAAGACAUUUCGACUGAACGUGUGCUCACAGAAUGAGGACGAUCUAGGGAAAUGGUGUACGCUGGUCAGACGCUGGGAAACCCCGCAAGGAAAAGAAGAACUCGUGCAGAAAUCCUACUACAACUAUGCGGCUACAGUAGAAAGAGAAUGCGCAAAGCCUGGCUCCAUGUCCACGCUUGUUCCUGACAAGUAUGAAUGA
Messenger RNA from Sycon ciliatum, 924 nucleotides. RefSeq names its product alpha-(1,3)-fucosyltransferase B-like. Gene Ontology annotation, cellular component: membrane. The transcript has a single exon. Lineage: Eukaryota; Metazoa; Porifera; Calcarea; Leucosolenida; Sycettidae. Bases 1 to 924 code for a protein of 307 amino acids. The record is from RefSeq and is a predicted model, not a curated record. Gene Ontology annotation, molecular function: alpha-(1->3)-fucosyltransferase activity.